Messenger RNA from Cicer arietinum (chickpea), 1028 nucleotides. RefSeq lists its product as uncharacterized. NCBI's taxonomy places the organism in Eukaryota, Viridiplantae, Streptophyta, Magnoliopsida, Fabales, Fabaceae. The record is from RefSeq and is a predicted model, not a curated record.
AAAUAAAUUAAACAGCCGAUAAAACAAGUAAACGUCGACAACAUCAUUUUUAAACCCCUAUUUCACAAACUCUUAUAUAAACUCCACAUUAACCAAACAAUAUCUAAAUAAAGAGAAGUUAUUAUUGACCAUAAUAAUUAUGACUGAAACAUGUUCAGUUUCAGAUACCAUAACAACUUGGAUUACUCCAUCCUCUAUAUUCUUAAUGGUAAAUCUUGUCAUCGGCACCAUCGCUAUUAUAACUCGUUUCGCAACUCACAGAAAACGCCAACUCGACUCGUCUCACAAACUCGUCCGUUCCACCUCAUCGUUUCAACUCGGUUGCUAUAAAUAUGAACCGUCAACAAUAACAAUGCCCGAAGAAACACAAAUCGAACCGGUUCAAAAUAACGACUCAUCCCGGUUGAACCAGGUCAAGUCCGGUCUAUGUUUAACACAAAUUGAUGAAGAACCGGUUGAGCCGACACCGAAUCCGUUGGUACGAGCUCCGUCGCUCUUGGAACGACUGUUGUCGAUCAGUUUCCGACGAUCGGAGUCGGUAAAGGUGGAGGAGGAGAAGAAACCUGAAUCGGAAUCGGAAGCCGAUACUGAGGAAGGUGUGGAUGCAAAAGCUGAUGAUUUUAUUAAAAGAUUUAAGCAGCAACUUAGGUUGGAAAGGCUUGAUUCAAUGCUACGUUACAAAGAUAUACUUCAUCGACGUUGAUCAACGAGAAUAAACAUUUAACGUGUACUUUUGAAUUCAGGUGAAUUUAACAAAAUCACGUUAAAUUAUCGUAAUUCUGAUAAAAAUUAAGUUUAAAUUUGUCGUGAAUUCAAUCAUACACUUAGUUAGUUGAUUUGCAGCAUAAAAGAUUUAGUUAUCCUAGUUUAUUUUUUGUUUGUAAAAAUGGUAUAUGGCGUUUUGCUAUGUAGGUUGAUAAAACUACAGUUGCUAGGUUUUUAAUUUAGUGGUAAUAAGAUGCUGAUUAGUCUUGGAAAUUGGAACUCUUUAUGAUUCAUAUAUAUUAUACAAUUAAUUGCUUUCUUCA